UCCCCGUCUCACUUUACCACAACAUGUCGCGAGCCCGGGCCGCGGCCGCUCUGCUGCGCUGCUGUAUGUGAGGAGCGACUCGGCGGAUACGGAUUAAAACCGGGAAGUCUCCGCGGAUUUUAGCCCGAGAGGUGAAUCUCCCUCUUUGGAGCUGUUGUUAACUGAGAACUUGCUGUCAUGGCCUCAGUCUUCAGACCAUGCAGAAGUCAGCCCUCCUAAGCUUCACGGCCCCCACGUACGCAUCCUCUCGCACCCUGCCCUACGCCUACACAGGAGGCAGCGUCGGGAUGAUGACCACUUCCCACAUGAACGGCCACGUGAACGACUCGGAGGACCGGCGGGACGGAGGCGGAGGCGUGAGCGAGGGCCUGGACGAACCCCUGCAGUGGCACAGGGAGAUGGCUGUGGACUGUCCGGGUGAUCUGGGCGCCCGCACUCUGCCCGUCCGUCGCAGCGCCCAGUUAGAACGCAUCCGCCAGCAACAGGAGGACCGCAGGAGGAGGGAGGAGGAGGGUCGCACCCGGCAGGAACUGGACCUGAACGCCUCCAUGCGCCUAAAGAAGCUCGCACAGAACCCUAAGGUGGGCAUUGAUAACCCCACCUUUGAGCCCAUUGAGGGUUCCUGGGGGACUCUGGGGCAGCUGCAGGGUUUCAGCGGAGCUCCAAAACUGCUGGAGCUGGAGGAGCUGCUGAUGUCUCUGAAGCAGGUUCAGUACUGUCUAGGAGAUGCCCAGAGUCAAGAGGACGUGGAGCUGGUCCUGCAGCUGGUGCAGAAGUCGGACUUCCAGAAGGCCUUCAACAUCCACAACGCUGUGGCUCUGCACAUGAACCGGCCAAGUCCUCCUUUCCCCCUCACAGAUCGAGCCCAGAGCCUUGCACACGAGGUCCAGACCAUGCUGCACAACAGUUCACAGAAGGAGGGACUGGAACUCAACACACUGCUGAGGAGCCCUCAUGUGCAGGCUUUAAUGCUUGCCCACGACAGUGUGGCAGAGCAGGAGAUGCAGCCAGAGCCCCUCAGUCCUCUCGAUGGCCCAUGCGAGACCCUCACACAGUGGGGGGGUGAGACGGUUAAGAUUGUACGCAUAGAGAAAGCUAAGGACAUCCCACUGGGAGCCACCGUGAGGAACGACAUGGACAGCGUGAUCAUCAGCCGGAUCGUGAAGGGGGGUGCAGCGGAGCGCAGUGGGCUGCUUCACGAAGGGGACGAGGUUUUGGAGAUUAACGGAGUGGAGAUCCGUGGGAAAGAUGUCAAUGAAGUGUUUGAUAUCCUGGCGGAGAUGCACGGCACGCUGACGUUUAUUCUGAUUCCGAGCCAACAGACAAAGCCCCCUCCCAUUAAAGAGACUGUGGUCCAUGUAAAGGCACAUUUUGACUAUGACCCUUCUGAUGACCCAUACGUACCGUGCCGUGAGUUGGGACUUUGCUUCCAAAAAGGGGACAUUCUCCACAUCAUCAGUCAGGACGACCCCAACUGGUGGCAGGCUUAUAGAGACGGAGACGAGGAUAACCAGCCUCUGGCUGGCCUGGUACCAGGCAAGAGCUUCCAGCAGCAAAGAGAAGCCAUGAAACAAACAAUAGAGGAAGAUAAGGAGCCUGAAAAAUCAGGAAAGCUGUGGUGCGCAAAAAAGAACAAAAAGAAGCGGAAGAAGCUGCUAUAUAAUGCAAACAAAAAUGAUGAUUAUGACAACGAGGAGAUUCUUACCUAUGAAGAGAUGGCCCUGUAUCACCAGCCUGCCAAUAGGAAGCGUCCAAUUGCUCUGAUUGGGCCUCCAAACUGUGGACAAAAUGAACUGAGGCAAAGACUUCUGUCUAAUGACCCUGAUCGGUUUGGAGGCGCUGUUCCUCACACCACGAGGAGCCGAAGAGACGGAGAGGUGAACGGCCGCGACUACCACUUUGUGUCUCGUCAGGCGUUUGAGGUGGACGCCGCUGCAGGGAAAUUCAUAGAGUCUGGAGAGUUUGAGAAGAACCUUUACGGCACCAGCACGGACUCAGUGCGGCAGCUCAUCAACAGCGGCAAGAUCUGCCUCUUGUGUUUGCACACUCAGUCCCUGAAGGUUCUGCGAAGCUCGGACCUCAAACCCUACAUCAUCUUCAUCGCACCGCCCUCCCAGGAACGACUGCGUGCUCUCCUAGCUAAAGACAACAAGAACCCAAAGCCAGAGGAGCUGAGGGACAUCAUCGAGAAAGCCAGAGAGAUGGAGCAGAACUUUGGCCACUUGUUUGAUGCUGCCAUAGUGAACACUGACCAGGAGAAGGCUUAUCAGGAACUUGUGCGCCUCAUCGAUAAGCUGGACACCGAGCCUCAGUGGGUUCCUUCGUCCUGGCUACGCUGAGGUGAAUUUUCACAGACACACAAACACGGAGGAAAAAAAAAACGUGAAGAAGCUGUGUGAGAACAUUGCUGUGUGGACUGCGAGACUGGAGACGUCCGAUAGUCAGUCAGUCAUUGGUCGGGACACUUGCUGCGUACUCUUUCUACACUUAACUCUGAUCUAAACACUCGAAUGCUGGACAGAUCGACUCUACACUGUGGAUUUUCCUCCUCGUUGUCUUUUCUCCUUUAUGACUGAGAUGUAAUUUUUGUUUUCCCACAUGAAAUGAGCUACCCACAUUCCGAAGUUAUGUAAGAAAAUGACCAGCACUUGGUAGCAGCAAUAGAGUUUUAGUUCUUCUAUACUGCUUUUUGACUAUUUAUAAUUGUAAAUAUUCACAAUGUAUUUUUAAACGAUGUCAGGGGAAGAUGUGGAAGUGGUUUCUGUAUUUGUGGUCAGAAGGAGAGAAAUAUCUCGCAGAUCAUCAUAUGUCUCUGUCACUGUGGUGUGAGUCUUUGCAGUCGGGCCGUCAGUCAUCCGGAGAAAUAUACAGGAGCUGCUAGCAGUGUAUAAAUCACUCACUAUAGCAUUAGUUUCUUAUUGUUCUUACUGUCAUUCAGGUGGAUCACUUUGUCUCACUUGCAUUAAUAUAUAUAUAGAGCUUCACAACCUAUUGGCGUUGGACCGAUUCUGGGCUUGUUUAGAGGAGAGACUCCUUAAUGCUGGUUUAUGUUCACACAUGAGAACGUUUCCAAACCAUGGAUAGAUUGCACAAUUCCAUAUGUCACUUUUUUUAUGUAGGAUCAUAUCAUGAAAGCAUGAUUGCUGCUUUCAAUUGCUGUCAGUACUCGCACUCACUCCAUAAAUCGGACCUUAUUACACUACAGUACACAUAAAACAAUGUGAUGAUGUAGCUGAAUAACACUAGGGCUGGAGAUAUACCUGCUGGUAAUAAGUAAGGGUUUGCAUACGCACAAUGGCUGCUUCAUGUAACUUGCGUACAUUUGGCUGUGUCACACAGAAACGCUAGGGGGCAGUGCAGCACUCACCGUAAUCAACAUGACUGACAGCAGAGCAGGUUUAAUGCAUGGAGAGCCCACCCACUUCCUGUUUCCACUUCCUGUUCAUAAUAUUAGAAAUGACUGCAAGCCAUUAGAGGGAGCCAGUGGGUACUCAAUGAAGGGGGUGUAAAUGGACCUUAAUGGCUUAAAAACUUUACUUUUAUAAUAGUGUCUAAGUACUUGUCCAUGAUUUUCCUUUAUGUUUGGAAAGUACAAUAAAAAUAUUUUACAAAAAAAGAGGAAAGAAACCUAUAGAAACAGUAUAGAAAUAGUUUUUCUAGAGUUUUUGGAUCAUAGAUUCAAUAGUUGAUCGCUGAGCUAAUUGUGGAGUUACAGCCUAUUCUAUCUUUUAGUAUAAAAUGGUCAAACAUUUAUAAAGACUUUUUCCAAACUGUUCCAUAUGAACCCAUUCAUUUUGGAUUAACACAAGAGUGCCCUCUAGUGUCUGACAGGCUCAGAUCAUAUACUUAAGUGUGCUCUCCUUUUUACUCUUCAUCCUCUGCAGAAAGUUAAAAUAUAUAUGUCUGCUUGCUCCUGUCUGAUGUGUGUGUUCUGUCUGAUCGCUGUGGUGAGUGGAGCCCUCUAGUGGGAGCCUCCAGUAACACACAGGAACGUACAGGAACCGUUCCGUAUUACAUGUUCACAGCACAGCUGCUGGUUGUCUGUGUGAAUGCCUUGACGAAAAACAGGUAUGUUUCUAGCCUAACCCUAAAGCUCCUGUUCUCACAGAGAAAGGAUGAGCGUUAGCGUGACCCGACCCCUGGCACAGCCUUCUUGUUCCUGGGAACCGACACUGUGACUGAGUAACUAGACUGUGUGUGUUUAGUUAAUGUUAAAGCUGUUUGAUUUAUUGUUGUUUUUUUCUCGUGUGUGUGAGUGAGUGUGUGUGUGUUUACAGUGUGAGUCUACAGUGCUUUCUUUCUCAGUAUUCACGUGCACUUCCAGCACUCAGAAGUGUGACCAGUAUUGUAAACAGUAUUUCAGAGCAAUACGGCGCGGUUCACCUACUGAGCAUAACCAGCCUAGUCUUAGGUCUUGUUUUUUGUUUGUUUAUUUUUUUGACGCUUAAUUUAAAAGUGAUGUCUGUACCCUUUCUUUCCAUGUUUAUGUGAGAUGGAAGUCUGCUUUCUAUGCUGUGUGUGAAUCUGGAUCUUCUCUUGAGUAGGGCUGCAACUAGUUAUUUUAGUCGUUAAUUAAUCUGAUGGUAAUUUUGCCAUUCUGCCAUGCCCUCUAUUACUUUAAGGCCAAUUUAUACUUCUGCGUUGAACCUAUGGAUAUGCACAAACCCUAUGCUGUUGUGCACCCCUUCAGCAUACAGCAGCAGCUGUGAUUGGUCCACUGAGCUGAGCCUAUUGCGUCACAUCAAUGUCAAAAGUCAGGGGCGCAAAAAUAACAGGUGAAUGGUGUGCUCGCAGAAGAAAAUGUUGCUCUCGAGCUUCAUUUUUAUCUUCUCUGGUGCUUUUUUUCCUCGCGUGCUGUGUGAAUUACCUGCAGCAGCAGUUUUUUGCGCUCGAGUUUUGAAAGGGGUGGUUUUGACAGUUUGGGGGCCGGGCCAGGGUCGCCUCCCUCAGCGAACACUAUUGGCUGAUGUCUCCAGGGUUCGUGAUGGACCGCCUACCUCCACGAGCCAGUGAGGGGCGGGGACAGAAGGAUGGCAGGAGAGUUAGCUAGCUGGCUAUGCUAACAUCUCCGGCCUGCCAGCUCUGUCUGCCCGGGGUUACUGCCCGGAGCGUCCCGCUCUGUCUACCCGGGUUAAGUGCCCAGAGCGACCCGCUCUGUCUGCCCGGUCUGGUCACUACAGCACUGGUCACUACAAGCACCCGAGAGGAGAAAAAUUAAGCUCGAGAGCAACAUUUUCUUUAGCGCGCACGAUUCCCUUUUUUUUGCUCGCUAGUUUCUCAUUUGUGCUCACGAAAAGUAAAUUUACACACGCAAAAUGUUAAAACACUGGUUUAUUUUUUACCUGUUCUUUUUGCGCCCCCGACUUGUAUUUUUGGGUCCUCGACUUUUGACAUUGAUGUGACGCCAUAUGAGCCGCACACACAUUCCCGCCUUCACGGGACGCACAAACGCAGAAGUUCAAAUUUAGGCAGCUGCAUUGGGAGCUCACACAGGCUACACGGUAUGCAACGCAUUGACUAGACGCAGAAGCAUAAAUCAUCCUUUACAACGAGAGAAAGAGCUGGCAUCAUUCAACGCCGCUAAUGUUGCAUUAGCAAGCCAGUGACCAGGCUCAUCCAACAGCCUGCCUAGUCAAUAGGCAGAUCCCUAGGUCUUUAAGCCCCUCCCUAUGAACUGUUUUGUGGCUCCAAGCAUUUGAGUCGAUCAUUGGUUGCAGCUCUACUCUUGAGUGCAGGGUUGUUGUGUGUGAAUCUGUGAGGAGCUCGAAACAUGUGCUUCCUCGCAGCGUCUGUGAGAUCAAACAGAAACUCACUCAGAGCUAAAGAUCUGAAUCUCGAGAUUUAAUCCCUGUUUAUCUGUGUGAAUGCAUGACCUGUGCAUCUUUCUCUGUAGAGUAACAGAGUGUGCUGAAGAUUCUGUAACUCGAUUAUCGAUUCUGAUCGGCAGAAUUAUGUUUCAUGGAUUGAUUUGUUUAUAUUUGUGAGUUUAAAUGAAGCCGGGUUGAAGGAAAUAUACCGUCACUGGAAUGCAGAUUGCAGGCACGCGUUAUCUCCUGUGACUUAUGCGCACACACUGGAAACAGCUUUAUUGACUUUUUAUUCUGAAUUAAUAAAUCACUCUGUAUUUUUGAAAAUUACAUUUUUAUGUAUAGAUGUGAAAUAGAUCAUCCACACAAAGUACCCACCGUAGCUUAGCUUUACUCCAUGUUGUUGGUCCGUGUUUUGCGCUGAUUCUAGCCGGACUGCAGACAGACGACGUGUGACCUAAUGACAUGCCAAUUAACUGGUAGUUAAACUAAUGAAUGUAAUAAUCACUUCUGUCUGAGAAACUGUUUUUGUAUGAAGUAUAUACAUGUGAUUUAUUAAAAUCCAGAUUGAUAGAG
Molecule: messenger RNA, 6383 nt
Organism: Astyanax mexicanus (Mexican tetra)
Lineage: Eukaryota; Metazoa; Chordata; Actinopteri; Characiformes; Acestrorhamphidae
Gene: pals1a
Product: protein associated with LIN7 1, MAGUK p55 family member a
Exons: 14
Coding region: 198-2339 (713 amino acids)
Biological process (GO): protein localization to plasma membrane; establishment or maintenance of epithelial cell apical/basal polarity; establishment or maintenance of polarity of embryonic epithelium
Cellular component (GO): adherens junction; plasma membrane
Molecular function (GO): protein binding
Source: RefSeq, a predicted model, not a curated record